Messenger RNA from Empidonax traillii (willow flycatcher), 2051 nucleotides. It is a transcript of the gene SPAG16, whose product is annotated as sperm associated antigen 16. Gene Ontology annotation, biological process: axoneme assembly. Lineage: Eukaryota; Metazoa; Chordata; Aves; Passeriformes; Tyrannidae. The record is from RefSeq and is a predicted model, not a curated record. The coding region runs from base 157 to 2010 and encodes 617 amino acids. Gene Ontology annotation, cellular component: axonemal central apparatus. Gene Ontology annotation, molecular function: protein binding. The transcript is spliced from 16 exons.
ACUCCCAAACCCGCGAGGAGCCUCGGCUCGAGCUAAACCAGCUGAUUUAACUUAAGCUUAAUUGAACGGAACUAAAUUAAAUUAAACCGGGGUCUGUUCCCGCCGUGGCUCGGGCGUUUCUCCUCGCGAGAGGUCGCCCCCGGCAACGCCGCGGCCAUGGCGGAGGAGGCGGCCGGCUCUGAGGCGGCGUUCUGCCUGCAGAACAUUACCAUAACAGAUGACUCUAAAGAUGAUUAUCAGUGUGAAGAGGUUUCUGCAGAUGAAUUUAGUCUUCAGGAGGAGGAUGAGGAUCUGUCCACGGCUUUACAGGCUAUUCAAGAGCAGGCUGAAGAUGCUCAAAUUUUAACUUCGCAAUCAGUUCUGACUUCUGAGAAAUCAGUGUGUGAAAUACCUGAAGCAAUGGAUGAUUUCUUCUGCAAUUUCCUGGUCAGAUUGGGAAUGUCCAGAACCCUUGACUGCUUCCAAACUGAAUGGUAUGAACUGAUAGAGAGAGGUGUGCUCACAGUCAAAGAUGCUGGGUUGGUUCCAACUGUGUACAGCCACAACCAGCAACUGCAGGCUGAGAAUAUCAGUUUGAAGAAAGAUUUGGAAAACUACAAACUUGCUGCCAGCAAAACAAAAGAGGCUCUCUUAAAAAUGCAGAAAGAACGAGACUUCCAUCGAAUGCACCAUAAACGAGUGGUCCAGGAGAAAAACAGGCUGAUUUGUGAUAUGAAAAGGCUGAAGGCACAUUAUGCAUCCUAUGAGCCAGUCCUGAAGCAGCUGUCUGAAAAAUACGAGACUACACUGAAGCAGAAAAUGUUAACGAGUUUGGAGAGAGACAAAGCAGUGGGGCAGGUUACAGGUUUGCAGGCUGUCUUAGAAAAUUUGGAGUCCGGAUGUGUUAAGCAGAUUGCUGAGGCAAAAGUCCAUGAUUGUACAAGGAAGAAAGAGUUUGAAGGUCCCACCCAGAAAGCUCUUCGGGAAGCCAGGCAGCAAAAAAUCAUUGUUGCUGCAAGUUCUUCAGAUGAUCCAGCCAAAGAUGCAGAGAAGAAGAUGGGCAAGAGAGAUCUGAAGGAUUCAGAGUUCCCUGUUGAUGCUGAAGUGAACACAUACCUUGAGUCUGCUAAAGAACAUGCUCAACCCCUGAAAUCUGAGGAGUAUCAACUGAGCAGCAUUCUGAAGGUGCACGACUUGGCAGUGAGCUGCUUGGCCUUACAUCCCCGAAAAGACAUCGUAGUGACUGGCAGCGAUGACCACCUGUGGAAGAUGUGGGCGCUGCCCGACGGGAACAUCCUCAUGACGGGGGAAGGUCACACCGACUGGCUCUCGGGCUGCUGCUUCCGGCCCAGCGGCACCCAGCUGGUGACAUCGAGCGGGGACACCACGGUGCGGAUCUGGGACCUCUCCCGGCGCGGGUGCAUCCUGACCCUGAGGGGACACGCCCGCGCUGUCCACGACUGCUCCUGGCAUUCCCAGGGGGACUUUGUGGCCUCUGCCUCCAUGGACAGCACGAGUAAAAUCUGGGACGUCAACAGUGAGAGAUGCAGAUACACCUUGCGUGGCCAUAAAGAUUCCGUCAACAGCAUCGAGUUCCUUCCCUUCUCCAGCACUGUCCUCACGAGCUCUGCUGACAAGACUUUGUCUCUCUGGGAUUCCAGAACGGGUCUCCGUGUUUACACAUUCCAUGGUCACCUGCACCCCUGCAACCAUGCUACAUUCAACACCAAGGGGGACACAAUCGCUUCCUGUGACUCCUCCGGCGUGCUGAAGCUGUGGGACAUGCGCAAGCUGGUGCCCAUGCUGUCCAUCGACGCGGGCCCACAUCCUGCCAACCAGGUCGCCUUCGAUCCCUCGGGUGGCGUGGUGGCCCUGGGCAGCAGCGACGGCUCGGUGCGGGUGCUGCGGCGGGACGCGGGGCAGCUGUGGGCGCUGCGGGGCCCGGGCGGUGCCGUGCGCUGCCUGCGCUUCCACGGCCCGCGGCGCCUCCUGUCCGCGGGCGCCGACGGCAGGCUCUGCCUCUGGACCUGAGCACCGCCCCCGCCCGGCGCCGCGGGACCAGCCUGGGGCAU